Molecule: messenger RNA, 1867 nt
Organism: Pongo pygmaeus (Bornean orangutan)
Lineage: Eukaryota; Metazoa; Chordata; Mammalia; Primates; Hominidae
Gene: TAMM41
Product: TAM41 mitochondrial translocator assembly and maintenance homolog
Exons: 8
Coding region: 269-1330 (353 amino acids)
Biological process (GO): CDP-diacylglycerol biosynthetic process; cardiolipin biosynthetic process
Cellular component (GO): mitochondrion
Molecular function (GO): phosphatidate cytidylyltransferase activity
Source: RefSeq, a predicted model, not a curated record
GCGUGGGGCGUAGCAAGGGACGGAAGCUCUGCCGGCACGACCGCUGCCCACCCGAGCCUAUCUGGGCUGCGUCUUGCCGCCGCUGCUCUUCGUGGCCCAACGCCCCAAUCCUUGCCUGUCCUUGCAGUCCCACCCCACACUCAGCCUUGUGUCCCUCGAUCCGGUCUCCGACUUCCAUUUCCCACCCUAAACCGCCUACUCAGUGUCUGUUCCCCGCCCCGUUGUCCUCGCCCUGCUGCGCUGAGGGUGCCCUGUUAGCCUCGACCCCAUGGCGCUGCAGACGCUGCAGAGCUCGUGGGUGACCUUCCGCAAGAUCCUGUCUCAUUUCCCCGAGGAGCUGAGUCUGGCUUUCGUCUACGGCUCCGGGGUGUACCGCCAGGCAGGGCCCAGUUCAGACCAGAAGAAUGCUAUGCUGGACUUUGUGUUCACAGUAGAUGACCCUGUCGCAUGGCAUUCAAAGAACCUGAAGAAAAAUUGGAGCCACUACUCUUUCCUAAAAGUUUUAGGGCCCAAGAUUAUCACAUCCAUCCAGAAUAACUAUGGCGCUGGAGUUUACUACAAUUCAUUGAUCAUGUGUAAUGGUAGGCUUAUCAAAUAUGGAGUUAUUAGCACUAAUGUUCUGAUUGAAGAUCUCCUCAACUGGAAUAACUUAUACAUUGCUGGACGACUCCAAAAACCGGUGAAAAUUAUCUCAAUGAACGAGGAUGUCACUCUUAGAUCAGCCCUCGAUAGAAAUCUGAAGAGUGCUGUGACCGCUGCUUUCCUCAUGCUGCCCGAAAGCUUUUCUGAAGAAGACCUCUUCGUAGAGAUUGCUGGUCUCUCCUAUUCAGGUGACUUUCGGAUGGUGGUUGGAGAAGAUAAAACAAAAGUGUUGAAUAUUGUGAAGCCCAAUAUAGCCCACUUUCGAGAGCUCUAUGGCAGCAUACUACAGGAGAAUCCUCAAGUGGUGUAUAAAAGCCAGCAAGGCUGGCUGGAGAUAGAUAAAAGCCCAGAAGGACAGUUCACUCAGCUGAUGACAUUGCCCAAAAGCUUACAGCAACAGAUAAAUCAUAUUAUGGACCCUCCUGGAAAAAACAGAGAUGUGGAAGAAACUUUAUUCCAAGUGGCUCAUGAUCCCGACUGUGGAGAUGUGGUGCGACUAGGGCUUUCAGCAAUCGUGAGACCAUCUAGUAUAAGACAGAGCACGAAAGGCAUUUUUACUGCUGUGUUAGCAUCGUGCCGAGGCUGGCUUUGCUCUGUCAUGAGACUGCUGGCAGCAGCUUCAAGGGCUGUGUGCUUCCAAAUCACAAUUGGGAGCCACAGAGAAGACUCCUUUCAGAUGGCGUCUUAGAAAAGCAAGAAACCUUCCCAACAGCCCCUAGCAAGCCUCUCUUUGGUUUCACGGACGCUGAUUGGGUGACGUGCCCAUCCCAGGGCCAGUUAAUGGACAAAGGAUGGAACUAAGCUGAUAGGCUCAGGCCUGAGCCACCAGCCCCAGCCCAAGAGGUAACUUCCCUCCCCUCGGGCUCACAAGCUUCAGAGAAGGAGUAAACACUUAAAUGGGAAUUGAGGAGGAAGGGCUGUUGGGAAGCAACCACCUCCUCCCACCUCAUCCACCUAACAAGCCAUACGAAUCUAUCUGAUUGAACCUCAGCUUGUCUUUUUUUCCUGCAAAUCGUCUUUGUCCCACCUCACACUCUGUAUUUCCAUUGCCAAGUAUUCUAGUGCAGACCCGUAGGCUCUCUUGUACAUUUGAACAAUCCCUUGUCUACUUAUUUUUUGUUUACUAUUGAGUUCAGCUCAUUCUAACCCAUAGCAUAGUGAAGAGUGCAGACUUCAGAUUCAGCCAAACUGAGUUACAUCUCAUCCCCACUACUAACCAGCUAUG